Messenger RNA from Ictalurus furcatus (blue catfish), 1302 nucleotides. RefSeq lists its product as uncharacterized. Gene Ontology annotation, cellular component: external side of plasma membrane. The transcript is spliced from 6 exons. The record is from RefSeq and is a predicted model, not a curated record. Lineage: Eukaryota; Metazoa; Chordata; Actinopteri; Siluriformes; Ictaluridae. Gene Ontology annotation, biological process: T cell costimulation; cell surface receptor signaling pathway; positive regulation of T cell proliferation. Bases 182 to 790 code for a protein of 202 amino acids.
AACCCUAUUGGUAGUGAGAUCAUAGUCUUCUUGAAACAUAUGGGUUAUUUAGUGUGUAAAUACAGUAUAAAUACUGGAGCUUAAGCUCAGGGUAUUGAGAUCACCUCUGAGAAUUCUCAUCGGUGUGGAUCUCGUGUGGUGGAACGGAACAAUAAAGCUGGACCCUUGCUUCUUCUCACUCAUGGCUGGUGUAUUUUUUCUAUCUUCAACUGGGCUCAGAGGUAGAUUAGGAAGAAGUGAAACUUCAACACAAUCGAGGAAAACAGACACAACACCUCCAUCAAAACCGCCUCAGAGUAAAAUAACAAACUCUCCACCUCCACUAUCCUCAACAACACUGGAACAAGGCUGUUCUCUCUCUGGUGAUAAACAUGUAGAUAUCACAGGAUACAAAGGUGGUUCAGUGCUGUUACCCUGCUCCUGUUUUAACCUGCACACCAAACCUCAGAUAUUCACCUGGUGGCUCUACAGAACAGAACGUCUGACAGAAAUGUUAAAUGAUGAAUGCUACCGUGACAGACUUCAGCUGUUUAAUCACAUUUCUCCUGCUAAUCUGUCUCUGCUCAUAUCUGACCUGAGAGAAGAGGAUCAGGGAGUCUACAGGUGCAGCACUGAGAAGGAACACAGAGACAUCAGGCUUUUUGUUAAAGUAGGAAGAAGAGAAACUUCAACACACUCGAAGAAACCAGACACAACAACUCCAUCAGAACCGCCUCAAAGUAAAACAACAAACUCUCCACCUGCAUCAUCCUCAACAACACUGGAACAAGUUUUUUGCGUGAAGAUGUGAAGAUUGGGUCUGAUGUCACUGUAUUUACUACUGUUAUUUACAUUUACUACUCUACUGACCCACAUUAACACAGCCGGAGCAGCAGAUCAUCACUGGACAGAAAACUGAAUAUAGCAGCAUUAUAACAAACUAGUCCAGAGUAAAUAUAGACACAUGCUCAGAUAUUAUAGAAUAAUGCUGAAAACAUAUAUUAAAUACACUCUAUGGCCAGCACGGGAUUCACAAUAUUGACUUUUUGUGAUUUUUAUACAUUUUACAAUUAAAUAUCAGAUUCAGGCAUAAACAUGUGUGUUACAUUUACUUAUGUUAGCUAAGUGUAUUGUUCUGCAUUCAUUGUUUAUCAUUAAUUGCUGAUGGAUAAUCUCGCUAAUUAUAUUUUGAGUGUACGUGUCAUUUUAUAUCUUAUGUGUACCAUACUUAUAUCAGGUUAAGAAAUGAAAGCUCUAGAAGGCUGUUGUCAUCAUGCUGUUUUGUGUAAGAAGACUGCUAUAGAAGUUCUUGUUUGUGACUUU